AUGGCAUACAGGAGAAAGCAGGGAACAUCAAAGGCUUCAACCUUGAAGGAAGAGAUAUCGAAUGAAAAUGGGAAUGGAAAUGGAGAUUGCAAUGAUCCACCUUCUCUUUCAUCUUUAUCCCCUUCCCCUUUCUCAUCCUCCUCCUCCCUCGCUGCUCAGGCCAUCAAAGCCUCUGCUGCUCGCCGUCAUCAUCCCUCUCUUUCCUUUGCUUUCGCCCCCAAAUCUGAACACCAACAUCACAGAUCCAAGAGCUUUGAUCCUAAUUAUCAAGACGGGGAUGUUUCCAAGUCUGGUUUCUGGGGCGUCCUCGCUCUUAAAGCCAAAGAAAUUCUCGAGGACGAUAGCUCAUUCUUACAACACAACGACGCCAGUAUGUCCCAAAAACUCAGAUCUCACUCUUUCAAUACCUUUUCUCCUGCUUCUCGUUCUCAGAAGAAGGGAGGAGAUUUCACAAGUCCAAUGAAGCCAAAAGAAGCUUCGGGGGCGUGGAAUCCAUGGCCGCUAUCCACCCAGGCAACAGACUCUCAAUCUAUCCAAGAAACACAACUCAUGGCAUCUCGAGACGUGGCAAUGGCGACAGCUGCCAAAGCAAAACUACUUCUGCGCGAGCUAAAAACCGUUAAAGCAGAUUUGGCAUUUUCAAAAGCACGGUGUGCUCAACUAGAAGAAGAAAACAAACUACUCCGGGACCGCGAGGGGCCAGAGAAGGGACAAAAUCGUGCAGACGACGACCUGAUCCGGUUUCAACUAGAGACACUUCUUGCUGAGAAGGGUCGGUUAGCUAAUGAGAAUGAGAUGUAUGCUCGGGAAAACCGUUUUCUAAGGGAAAUUUUGGAAUACCAUCAGUUGACAAUGGAGGAUGUGGUGUAUCUUGAUGAAGGCAUGGAAGAAGUCGCAGAUCUAUAUCCCGUAGAUCCCACUGCCAACGCCCUUUCUCGGGUACCCUUGUCCCCACGCUCGCCGCGCUCUACAUUCGCAAGUCGAUCGGCGCAGACCAAAACAAUAUUUUCUGUGCCAGAAGAAGAACACGAUGAGCAUGCAUCAGAAUAUGGGGCUCCUCCUAGUGUCACAGUCUCAGUUUCUACAGAUGAGCAUGCAAACUGA
Molecule: messenger RNA, 1104 nt
Organism: Abrus precatorius (Indian licorice)
Lineage: Eukaryota; Viridiplantae; Streptophyta; Magnoliopsida; Fabales; Fabaceae
Exons: 4
Coding region: 1-1104 (367 amino acids)
Source: RefSeq, a predicted model, not a curated record